AUGUCUAGAACAAUUCAAAUAGUAAAUAUUAGUGGUUUCAAGCGAAUACGACGAACAAUAUCUUCUCUCAACCCAUCGAUUGAAAAAAGUGAAGGGCAAUUGGAUAAUAGUAUUGAUGAUUCUAAAGAAGAAUGGUACCUUUAUCGCUGGGUAAAUGAACAAAAUGGAUUGAGUGAGAAAAAGACAGAAACAACUGUUCAAAAUAUGGAAUACGAGGUUUAUGACGAAGACUUUUUGGAGGAUUUUAACAUCCAAAGAUUCCAAAAGGAACAAAAAAACAGAGAAAGUAAAGUUCUUCGCACGCCUCGGAGAAACCAUCGCUCACAGCCAUAUUCAAAAAAUUGA
Molecule: messenger RNA, 345 nt
Organism: Leptopilina boulardi
Lineage: Eukaryota; Metazoa; Arthropoda; Insecta; Hymenoptera; Figitidae
Exons: 3
Coding region: 1-345 (114 amino acids)
Source: RefSeq, a predicted model, not a curated record